Molecule: messenger RNA, 492 nt
Organism: Sphaeroforma arctica JP610
Lineage: Eukaryota; Ichthyosporea; Ichthyophonida
Exons: 3
Coding region: 1-492 (163 amino acids)
Source: RefSeq, a predicted model, not a curated record
AUGUGCAUGCAUCACCUGUGUACAGGUCAAUACGACAAGGCAAUACCUGAUCAUAUUCAGCCGGCGAUGGGCGGAGAGUGCGGGCACGAGUGGCCGUUUCACACACGCUAUCUGUGGAAGGACUAUCUGCAAGACGAAAGAUUACAGAUAUUUCCGGUGGAUAGGCUGCGUAACACGUGGGUGCAUCAUAUCGGUGACAGUAUCGAUCGCUACAUGUUUGAGCUCACUCUUAAGUAUGUGCUGGAUGCUGAGCUGAAGGAGCUUGGCAGCGUGUUGCCGAUGCGCUAUCUGAACCCCCAGAAUGCCGACCCUGCCAAACGGUUUGUGCAUGUGCUCACGGUGUAUCACUGGCCCACGGCCAAUGUCACCAUAUCGUACAAUGCGAUGACCAGUGCGGUCCACAUUAAAGGCUAUCAGAUGUUUGACGACACCGAUACCAACGCCGCGCCCGAGUAUCCCGGCAAGGUUGUUAGCGUUGCGGUUGGGUUGUAA